Messenger RNA from Ziziphus jujuba (common jujube), 1491 nucleotides. RefSeq lists its product as uncharacterized. Bases 1 to 1491 code for a protein of 496 amino acids. Gene Ontology annotation, molecular function: acetylglucosaminyltransferase activity. The transcript is spliced from 3 exons. The record is from RefSeq and is a predicted model, not a curated record. Lineage: Eukaryota; Viridiplantae; Streptophyta; Magnoliopsida; Rosales; Rhamnaceae.
AUGAAAAACAAUCUUAAAGAUCUGGAAAUCUUCCAUGGUUCUUGUACCAUAAGGUCCAUGGUUUGGCCCCUCUUCAUUAUAAUCGUCAUCUGCUUUUCUUUCUCCGCAAGUUACCUUUCCCGUUCAUGUUCCUGUAACCAAACAGCACCCUUCCUCAUCCCACUCGACAAAUCCUCCUCGUCAUCUUCUCCCAUACCUCCACCGCCACCGCCAUCUCCGCCGUCACCACCGCCGCCACCUGCUAAAACGAAUCUCUCCCACAUAGUUUUCGGCAUAGGAGCCUCGUCCAAGCUCUGGAACCGCCGGAAAAGCUACGUGAAGCUAUGGUGGAGACCGGAACAAAUGCGGGGGGUGGUUUGGUUAGACAAGCCGGUGAAGAUGAAACCAGAGGAAGUAGAUCUUCUACCGCCAUUGAAGAUCUCCGGCGACACUUCGAAUUUCAAGUACAGCCACCCAAACGGGCACCGUUCCGCCAUUAGAAUAUCUAGAAUAGUUUCAGAGACGCUGAGGUUGGGAAUGAAGGAUGUGAGGUGGUUCGUAAUGGGAGACGAUGACACUGUUUUCGUGGCUGAUAAUCUCGUUAGGGUUUUGCAGAAGUAUGAUCAUAAUGAGUUUUACUAUAUCGGAAGCUCGUCGGAAAGUCAUGUUCAGAAUAUUGCAUUUUCGUAUAACAUGGCUUAUGGAGGAGGUGGGAUUGCUAUAAGCUAUGGAUUGGCUAAAGAGAUUGAGAAAAUGCAGGAUAGGUGUUUGAUGAGAUACCCUAGUUUGUAUGGUUCCGAUGAUAGGCUUCAAGCUUGUAUGGCUGAGCUCGGUGUUCCUUUAACCAGGGAAAGAGGAUUUCACCAGUUUGACGUGUACGGCAACUUGUUUGGGCUUUUAGCAGCACAUCCAGUGACACCUCUAGUUUCAAUCCACCACCUGGACGUGGUGAAACCCAUAUUCCCAAAUAUGGGUCCCAUUGAAGCAAUUGAAAGGCUAAGACGCCCAAUGAGCUUGGACUCUGCUGGGCUUAUGCAACAAUCUAUUUGUUAUGACAGAAGGCGGCGCUGGACCGUAUCGGUUUCUUGGGGCUUCGCUGUGCAAAUAAUCCGGGGCUUUAUCAAGGCCCGAGAUAUGGAAAUUCCGGGUCGGACCAUGCUCAAUUGGUAUCGGACCUAUGACGAAAAUGGGUACCCGUUCAAUACCCGCCCAUUUUUCGAGCAUAAGUGUCAGAAACCUUUUGUAUAUUACUUGUCCAAUGCGGUGUUUGAUUCAAAAACCAACAAAACCAUUACUGAGUAUAUUUCGGAUCGGGCACGAAGCCCAAAGUGCGAAUGGAAGAUGGCUAAUCCAUUUCGGAUUCAGAAAGUAGUGGUUCAUAAAAGACCCGACCCAAAUCUUUGGGACAAGUCUCCAAGAAGAAACUGUUGCAGAAUUUUAUCAACAAAGAAGAAUAGCACCUUGAUGAUUGAUGUAGGAGUAUGUAAAGCAGGUGAAGUUGUAGAAUUUUAG